AUGGACCAUUUGAUAGGCAGCAAUCCGAAGCGAAUGGGUUUGCUCAGCCUAUUAAUCGAUAGCACAGUGGAGCUCAUAUCGCAAGAAGACACACAGGACAAGAGAAUCGAGCAAACCCGGCGAGAGCCACUACUCAUCCUCUUCAAUGGUGCAACAGGCGCUAGGAAGACGGCCACGGUCAAGGCAAUCGCUGAACUGAACAAAAGACCACUCGUUUCAGUAGGUAGUCCGAUCGCAGGGACCAGUCACGAAAGCAUGAGAAUGAGGUUCAGUCAGAUGCUAGAGAAUGCACGCUCGUGGAGGGCAUUGGUGGCAGACGAUAAUGCUACGUUUGCACUUGCGAAGAACAAACCCCAGUCGUUUCUUAAUCAGGCACACGUUGCUACUGAUUUCGCGACGCUGCUAGAGCAUUUCCAGGGUGUGUUCCUCCUGGUAAAGAGGGAUGGACAGCAUCUUGUGCAUUCGAUCAUGCGACAGGUACGGGCGCAUCUCAAGUUUGAGGAGUUUGGCAACAAGCGAAUGGAGAAGAUAUGGCACUCGCUGCUGAAAGGAGGAGAUGUGUCGUGGAAGAUUUGCAAUUCGGCAAUUCGGGAAAUCAGUGAGUGGCAACUGAAUGGCCAUGAGAUUGAGCAUUUGUUCUAA
This is a messenger RNA of Lithohypha guttulata, 642 nucleotides long. RefSeq lists its product as uncharacterized. The transcript has a single exon. The record is from RefSeq and is a predicted model, not a curated record. Lineage: Eukaryota; Fungi; Ascomycota; Eurotiomycetes; Chaetothyriales; Trichomeriaceae. The coding region runs from base 1 to 642 and encodes 213 amino acids.